CUCGGCGUGCGCUCCGAGCUCGUCGACGCCGUCGCUGCGCAGGGCCUCGCCGCGCCCUCGCCCAUCCAGCAGCUCGCCAUUCCGCGCUUGCUCGCCGGCGCGUCGGUGGCGAUGGCCUCCUCGACAGGCUCUGGCAAGACGCUUGCGUACCUGGUGCCGAUGAUGCAGCGGCUCAAGGAGCAGGAGGACGCGCGGCCCGAGCACAAGGCCGAGCUCCGGCCUCGCGCGCUCGUGCUCGCGCCGACACGCGACUUGGUCGAGCAGAUUGCCGCGCAGGCCAAGGCGCUCUCGCACGUGUGCCGCGUGCGCGUGCGAGCGCUCGCGGCGGGAGGGCGGCUGAGAGACCAGCGCAAGUCGCUGCGCACGGGCGCCGAUCUAAUCGUCGCGACGCCGGGCCGGCUCCUCACGCUGCACAAGUUGGGCGACGUGUCGCUCCGGUCGGUCGAGUCGGUCACGGUCGACGAGGAGACGAGAGACGCAGCCUGCGGAUGG
Emiliania huxleyi CCMP1516 is the source of this 492-nucleotide messenger RNA. RefSeq lists its product as hypothetical. The transcript has a single exon. NCBI's taxonomy places the organism in Eukaryota, Haptophyta, Isochrysidales, Noelaerhabdaceae. The annotation marks the transcript as partial. The record is from RefSeq and is a predicted model, not a curated record. Gene Ontology annotation, molecular function: nucleic acid binding; ATP binding.